Molecule: messenger RNA, 936 nt
Organism: Solanum stenotomum
Lineage: Eukaryota; Viridiplantae; Streptophyta; Magnoliopsida; Solanales; Solanaceae
Exons: 1
Coding region: 1-936 (311 amino acids)
Molecular function (GO): zinc ion binding; nucleic acid binding
Source: RefSeq, a predicted model, not a curated record
AUGAAUUCUGAAAUAAGCUUCUUAACUCCACCAGUCUUCAAUGGUGAGAAUUAUCAAGCUUGGGCAAUUAGAAUGACGGUUAAUCUUGAAACGCUGGAUCUCUGGAAAGCAGUAGAAGAGGAUUAUGAAGUAACUUCUCUCGGUGAUAAUCCAACAGUGAAUCAGAUGAAACAUUACAAGGAGAAUAAAACAAGGAAAGCCAAAGCUAAAGCUUGCCUUUUCUUUGCAGUAUCCCCUUCAAUUCUUACCAGAAUAAUGCAAAUGAAGUCUGCUGUAGAAAUUUGGGAAUAUCUCAAAAAGAAAUACCAAGAAAAUGAAAGAAUGCAGAAUAUGCAAGUGAUGAAUCUGAUUCUAGAUUUUGAAAUGAAGAGAAUGAAAGAAUCAGAAACUAUAAAAGACUAUGCAGACCAACUACUCGACUUGGCUAACAAGGUGAGAUUGUUCGGAAAGGAUUUUACUGAUGAAAGAAUUGUUCGAAAGAUUCUUGUUACACUUCCUGAUAAAUAUGAAGCCGCAAUUUCUUCUUUAGAGAAUUCUAAAGAUCUGUCAAGCGUUACCUUGGCAGAACUAGUUAAAGCUUUGCAGGCAUUAGAGAAAAGGGGAUUAAUGAGGAAAGAAGGUUUUGUUGAAGGUGCUUUUCAAGCUAAUUCACUGAACAACGAGUCAAACAAAGGAAGGAAAAAGAACAAGAAGCAGAGGCCAAGCAUUAAUUACAACAAUCAGGGAGGCAGUCAGCCUCCCUGCCCUCAUUGCAAAAAGACAAAUCACUCUCAACAGAAGUGUUGGUGGAGACCAGACGUCAAGUGCAACAAAUUUGGUCAAUUAGGCCAUGUGGAGAGGGUAUGCAAGUCACAACCGCAACAAGAAGAAGCUAAGGCUGCACUAAAUCAAUAUCAAGAAGAGCAAUUGUUUGUAGCAACUUGUUUUGCUAGCUAA